GGAUUGCUAAUUCAGAGGGCUACCACCUGCAAUGACGUCCUGGCUAGUGGCUAUACUCCGUUGAACUAGAUAUUAAUAUUGACUAGAUCCUGACCCCCCUGGGGGAAAACUCCCUUGCUCCACCGGCCCAUUCCAUUACUCAAUUGCAACCAUCACCCCAUCCCUUCAUUCUUCUUAAAAGCUGGGGUCGUCACUUUUUCCUCUCUCCUCUCUUGUGAUUGUUUUUUCUCCACCCUUCCUGUCUUCUGUAGUUUUACCCCAUAUCUUCACCGAAGGUACGCUGCCAUUGACGGAUACAACCAUCUGGAAAUGGCUUCGUCCUUCGUCACUCGAACCUCCAGUACCCUGGAGGCUUUCACCUCCCGUGCGCAGCCCAAGGUCACCGUUGACCUACAAGGCCAGACCGAGGGUCUGGUGAGCGCCUACACCACUGGCGACCGCAUUGAAGGCACGGCUACCGUGACCGUCGACCGUGAUGUCCGAUUCGACGAAGUGGAAAUCACCUUUGAAGGGACUUCUCGCACCUCCGUAGAGCGAGCAUCCAUCCCCGGCCGCACCGGCGCAUAUCAGACCUUCCUACGCCUGCGCCAACCAAUCGACGACACCGCAUAUCCCACUCCGCGAGUGCUCGAGCCCAACCGCCGCUACGAAUUCCCCUUCACCUUCGUCGUGCCCGAGCGUCUGCUGCCGCAUGCCUGCAGCCACCGCAAGACCAACCUGCACGUGGAAGCGUCGCACACGCUGCUGCCGCCCACGCUGGGCGACGCGAUGCUGGCCGCCGACGGCAAGACGCUGCUGGACGACAUCUCGCCGGACAUGUGCCGCAUCGCCUACUUAGUGCGGGUUACAGUGCUGCGCAAGAAACCGAGCGAUUCGGACAAUGCUACGCCCAAAAGCCUCGCUUCCGUCGGCAAGAAAGUCCGCAUCGUCCCCGCCGUCGAGGAGGAACCGCCGCUCAACGUUGCCGAUCACGAGCCCGUAUACUGCACUCGCAAGGAAAAGGACGUCAAGCGCGGCCUGCUGCGCGGGAAACUCGGCCGUUUGGUCGUGGCCGCCUCGCAGCCUCGACCUGUCCAGUUGCAUCCCGGCUCCAACGCCGCCGCAGACAACCACACCAGCAGCGACAGCCCCGUCAGCACUGCGGCGACGCUGCAUCUCCGCUUCGAUCCCAUCGGCACCGAACCGCCGCCUCGUCUAGGCACCGUGUGGAGCAAACUGCGCGUCUCGACCUACUUCAGCGCCGAGCCCUGGCCCGACUACCCGUCGCCCUCGUCGCCCGCGAUGUGGGCACAGAUGGGUCGUGGCGGUUACACUGAGUCGGUGCCUCUGUCGACGCUGUGCCUCGCCUCGUCGUCGGCCGGCUGGACGCGACACGAACCGCCCCGUUUGGACCGUUGCGACUCGCGCCAAUCCAGCACGUCGUCCGGCUCGGACGCCGAAUCCCUGACCGGUCCGUCUGCCUCGUUCGACGGCUCGGUCUAUUACACCGCGUCCGUGGUCGUGCCUGUCUCGCUGCCUGCUAAAAAGGCCUUCGUGCCCUCCUUCCACUCAUGUCUCAUCUCGCGCGUCUAUGCCCUCGACCUGAGCAUCUCGUAUCACACGCCUAAUGCGAAUAUUCUGACCCCUACCGCCUCGCUGCGCGUUCCGUUGCAGUUUACCUGUGCGAGACGCGUCCCGGUGCCUGGGAAGGAAGACGCUUGCGAGAUAUCCAUCGACGAGGUCAAUGCCGAGUUCUUCAACCCGCGCAGCGUGGCGCCCCCAGAGAUGCCUGUGUCUGCGCCGCCGGAGUACUCCGAGUUGCGUCCGUUCGUGGCUUCUCCGGAUCGGUCGCGCGAUCUGUUGACGAGCUCCACGGGGAGAGUGCGGACGGCUUGUUGAGCUGUCUAACUGUCUCUAUGUCAGUGUUGAAGGGAAGGAGGUCCAAAGAUAGAAACCAGAACAGGAAACGCGUCACGACUUUAAGGAACAAAAAGUAACUACGGUGCGAUUUGACUUGAUGAAUUUUCACAGGAGUUCGGAUACAGGUUUUGAUAUACCCUUGUUAGCAAGCCAUUUUGCAUAUUCAGAGUUAGAUUAGAUCAGUGAUAAUGUUAAUUAGUUGAUCGGUUAGAUAAUGC
Molecule: messenger RNA, 2117 nt
Organism: Aspergillus melleus
Lineage: Eukaryota; Fungi; Ascomycota; Eurotiomycetes; Eurotiales; Aspergillaceae
Product: arrestin (or S-antigen), N-terminal domain protein
Exons: 2
Coding region: 310-1878 (522 amino acids)
Source: RefSeq, a predicted model, not a curated record